CUCAAAGGCUCUCAACGGAGAUACGCUGCUUUUGCUUUUCAAAGGUCUUCUUUUUGUUCUCUUAGACUGGAGAAAAUAACUUCUAGGCAUUGGCGUGCGGAAUAUUUGAGCGUCACAAAACGCUGCAAACCCAUUAGCUGAGGCUCUGCGGUGAAGUACAUCCUUCCCCCUUCCCGUUAAGUGACCUCUCCCUCCAUUCUAGACUCGGGUUUAAGCUUGGACUCUCCAAGAAGGACUUCGCCACAAGAUGGCACUGACCUGCAGACAAAGGAAAUCGCAGUGGCACUGACUUUUUGAACAGGCUUCUAAAUGCGCCUUCCUCGAGUCAAAGACUGGAAGGGGUGAGGGCUCGGUGCGUACGGGUCUGACAGCGUGGCUCAGGUUUGACUGCUUCUCUUUCCAGAACUCCUAGGCAACGCACCCCGGAGGUGUGCAUCCGAGGGUUUGAGCAGGAGAAAUACCAAGGGAUCUUUCCUCCCUCCGGGUGACACUCUUCCCGCGUCGACACGGGCGAACAGACGGAUUCUUCAAAAGGAAUCCACGUCUACCCGGUGGAGCUCAGUGAUAGGACCCCAAGAGACGCCACAGAGUGUUCAGUUCAAGGGAAUGAAGAAUUGAGAAUCAUUUUGGUGAAUGGAUUCCAAUAUAUGGAAUAAGAAUAAGCUGAAGAUUUGACCUGUUUUGAAGAAACAUACAGUCCAUUUGUCUAAUAGAUAACGACAAAACCUAAACAAUGAAUUCAACAUUGUUCUCCCACGUUGAAAACCACUCAUUUCACUAUAACAGCUCAGAGAAUUCUCCACUGCUGGCUUUUGAAAAUGAUGAUUGCCACCUGCCCUUGGCCGUGAUAUUUACUUUGGCGCUUGCUUAUGGAGCUGUGAUUAUUCUUGGGGUUUCUGGAAACCUGGCAUUGAUCAUAAUCAUCCUGAAACAGAAAGAGAUGAGAAACGUCACCAACAUCCUGAUCGUGAACCUUUCCUUCUCAGACUUGCUGGUCGCCAUCAUGUGUCUUCCCUUCACGUUUGUGUAUACACUGAUGGACCACUGGGUCUUCGGUGAGGCCAUGUGCAAACUGAAUCCCUUCGUACAAUGCGUCUCCAUCACGGUAUCCAUUUUCUCUUUGGUUCUCAUUGCUGUAGAGCGGCAUCAGCUAAUCAUCAACCCACGAGGGUGGAGGCCAAGUAACAGACAUGCUUACAUAGGCAUUGGUGUCAUUUGGGUCCUUGCUGUGGCUUCUUCUCUGCCCUUUCUGAUCUAUCAGGUUCUGACUGAUGAGCCCUUCCAAAAUGUAACGCUUGCUGCCUUCAAGGACAAGUAUGUGUGCUUUGACAAAUUCCCAUCAGACUCUCACAGGCUGUCUUACACAACCCUCCUUCUGGUGCUGCAGUAUUUUGGCCCACUCUGCUUCAUAUUCAUAUGUUACUUCAAGAUAUAUAUUCGCUUGAAAAGGAGGAACAGCAUGAUGGACAAGAUGAGAGACAGCAAGUACAGGUCCAGCGAGACCAAGCGAAUCAACGUCAUGCUGCUCUCCAUCGUGGUGGCCUUUGCGGUCUGCUGGCUGCCCCUUACCAUCUUCAACACUGUGUUCGACUGGAAUCACCAGAUCAUUGCCACCUGCAACCACAAUCUGCUGUUCCUGCUCUGCCACCUCACAGCGAUGAUCUCCACCUGUGUCAACCCUAUCUUUUACGGAUUCCUGAACAAAAAUUUCCAGAGAGACCUGCAGUUCUUCUUCAACUUCUGUGAUUUCCGGUCUCGAGAUGAUGACUAUGAGACCAUAGCCAUGUCUACCAUGCAUACAGAUGUGUCUAAGACCUCUCUGAAGCAGGCAAGCCCAGUUGCGUUUAAGAAAAUCAACAUGGAUGACAAUGAAAAAAUCUGAUGCUGCUCAGAACGUAUGGUCCCAGACUACAUGUGUAGAGAAGCAAGCAUGACCUGCCACACACUUUCAUUACCUGUGCCCCCAGGGAAUGGAGCGAAAUGGCUUCGGAAAGUCCAGGCGUUCUCUGCUGAACUUGACUGUGGUGGAUACCAUGAUUACUUGGGAUCAGCAGAAGUGGACUUUGUCAUCUUCUGGCAACAGUUUUCAUUAGACUUCGUGUGUGUGUGUGUGUGUGUGUGUGUGUGUGUGUGUGUGUGUGUGUGUGUUUGUGUCUGUGUGUCUGUGUGCAUGUGUGUGAAAUUAUAUAUAUGACACAAAGAUUCUUAUAUUGUAUUUAUUGGAGAGAAUGUCUCUGAAAUAUUAACAUGAGUUCAAUUCAAAAGUUGUAGCCACCUGAUAUGCUCAAGAUUUGGGGCCUUCAAGAUAAGAUGAGAAUCCCAAGACCUCGGACUACCUUCAUUCCAUGCUAGGCACCAUUUUCGUCUGUUACAAAAGUACAGUAUACAAAAGUCACCUUUCAGAAUGUGCCAGAGCCAAAAGAGAGUCUGAAGUCACUCAGCAGCCUUUCUCUCUCUCACUCCUUCUCUCUUUGAGAGGACUGGAUUUUUCACUCCUAAUUGAGCAUCACUUAAGAUGAAGAUAUGUAAAGAGCAUGUUUUCAGCUGUGACUAUCACUGGGAAUUAGGCAACCCACAAGAAUGAAGUGGCAAAGCAGUUCCCUGAUUUCAAAACUUUUCUGACAACCAAAGCAUUUCAGGGUAAUUGGUUUAAUAAGUAAAUUAGUCUUGCUGCAGAUAGCUAAAUUGUAUCCAUGGGACUUGAUAGCUGAGAGGUUUUUACAUCGUUCACAAGAGGGUUCAGCACUAGCAAGAUUUUGGGCACAGACAUGUGACUCUGAAAGCAUUUCCAGCUCACACGGCAUAGAAAUAUAAGACGCUUUUUCCAUACAGCAGUGCCUACACAGUAACUAGUAUUAACUCUCACCGUUUAUCUUUCAUGGCAGAAGACACACGGACAAUGUUAAAGGACGCUCACCUCAGCUAGCAGAUAUCUAUCUGUACCUAAAACUUUCACACAGCCCGCCCAUCCUAGCUUGUAUAAACUGUGUGACAUGCAGAAUUUUAUAGUCAUAUACUAUUAUAUUAUAGAGUACUGAGUAACCACGUCCUAUUAACAUAUUUACUUUCAUAUAUCUUGUAAUCAUGAUUUAGCCUCAGAAAAGAUAUUUUGAAGAACAAGACAGUUUCAAUGUAUUAUACAAAUGUUGAGUGUGUUUGAUUUUAGAAGGGCAAACACUUUGUGUAUUAAAAUUGUUUGGGCUUUUUCA
Messenger RNA from Mesocricetus auratus (golden hamster), 3209 nucleotides. It is a transcript of the gene Npy1r, whose product is annotated as neuropeptide Y receptor Y1. The transcript has 5 exons. Gene Ontology annotation, cellular component: neuron projection; plasma membrane. Gene Ontology annotation, molecular function: neuropeptide binding; neuropeptide Y receptor activity. The record is from RefSeq and is a predicted model, not a curated record. NCBI's taxonomy places the organism in Eukaryota, Metazoa, Chordata, Mammalia, Rodentia, Cricetidae. Bases 734 to 1882 code for a protein of 382 amino acids. Gene Ontology annotation, biological process: G protein-coupled receptor signaling pathway.